Molecule: messenger RNA, 1895 nt
Organism: Lotus japonicus
Lineage: Eukaryota; Viridiplantae; Streptophyta; Magnoliopsida; Fabales; Fabaceae
Product: DNA-3-methyladenine glycosylase 1
Exons: 2
Coding region: 391-1527 (378 amino acids)
Biological process (GO): base-excision repair, AP site formation; DNA alkylation repair; base-excision repair
Cellular component (GO): nucleus; protein-DNA complex
Molecular function (GO): DNA-3-methyladenine glycosylase activity; DNA-7-methylguanine glycosylase activity; alkylated DNA binding
Source: RefSeq, a predicted model, not a curated record
GUCGUCUCAUGUUAACCGCGUGAGUGUUUAUCUAAACAUCUUUGUCCAUUGUAAUUUGUCCACCAAAUCCAAAUUCAGAAGAAAAACACCAAGCAGUAUUGGGCUUUUGAGGGCUUGGGCCGAUAAUGCAGAAAUUCACGUGCAGCACGCAGUUCAAGGUGGCGUGGUGAGAUGAAGAAAACAGACACCUACCUACACCACACCACACCACACCACACCACACCACACCACUCGAAAAAUCGACCAAGACGCAGACGAAAACACCGGAAGUUUUGAGGACGAAGAAGACCCAGUGAGUUCAAUUCAUUCAAUCGAUUGCAUUUGCAUUCCACAUUCACAUUCACCUUCAUCAAUUCAAAUUUCAAUUCAAUUCAAUUCAAUCUCUCACACAUGGGCGAACCCCAAUCCCUAACCCCAACCCAGAUUGAACCUCACCCUCAGCCCCAAUUACCUCCCUCCUCCGCCCCACCAUCCACCGUCGCCGCCGCCAUCAUUACCCCAGACCCCGAACUCACCAAUGUCCCCCCGCCAAACCAUGCCCCGGCAACCAAAAUCCCCCUCCGCCCUCGCAAGAUCCGGAAGCUCUCUCCUGAAACGACGACCACCACCACCACCACCUCCGAAUCCCAAUCAGAAACCCCAAAACCCACCGCCACCGGCAAGUCAGCCACCGGGCGCAACAACAACAAGGCGGCUCAACAGCAGCAGCGAACCCUAGCGGCACCCAGAGUGAUUGCCAGGCCACUUUCCUGCGAAGGCGAGGUGGAGAUCGCACUGCGCUAUCUCCGCAACGCAGACCCUCUCCUCUCCCCUCUCAUCGACAUUCAUCAGCCUCCUACCUUCGACAGCUUCAACACCCCAUUCCUGGCGCUAACGCGCAGCAUCUUGUACCAGCAGCUGGCGUAUAAAGCCGGUACCUCGAUAUAUACCCGAUUCAUCGCCUUAUGUGGUGGGGAAGCCGGUGUUGUUCCGGAAACUGUGCUUGCGUUAACUCCUCCGCAGCUUCGCCAGAUUGGGGUUUCGGGGCGGAAGGCGAGUUAUCUUCAUGAUUUGGCUAGGAAAUACCAGAAUGGGAUACUCUCUGAUUCUGCAAUUGUAAAUAUGGAUGAUAAGUCGCUUUUUACUAUGCUCACCAUGGUUAAUGGAAUUGGGUCUUGGUCUGUUCACAUGUUCAUGAUAUUCUCACUGCAUAGACCUGAUGUUCUUCCCAUCAAUGAUCUCGGUGUUCGCAAAGGGGUUCAGUUUCUUUAUGGUCUUGAAGACUUGCCUCGGCCCUCUCAGAUGGACCAGUUGUGUGAGAAGUGGAGGCCUUAUCGCUCGGUUGCUUCCUGGUAUAUGUGGAGAUUUGUUGAAGCAAAGGGAACUCCUUCAAGUGCCGUGGCAGUGGCUACCGGUGCUAGCUUGCAACACCACCAGCAGGAGCAGCAACAACAACAGCAGCAGCAGCAGCACCCUCCACAGCCACAGCUUCUGGAUCCCAUUAACAGCAUGUUUAAUCUCGGGGCCACCUGUGCUUGGGGACAAUGAUUACUCGUGAAAUUGUGAAGUUUGUACUGAAACUUGGACAUUGCAUUGAAGGGUUAGUCUAUGAUUGCCAUGUGUUCAAUAAAUCCUGUGCAAGAUUAAUAAAGACCAGUCCUUAAUGACCAGUCCUUAAUUUUGUUUUGUUGAUCAGUAAUUGUAGUGGUUGGAGGCCGAAUUCAAGUUGUCAAGCUGUCUUUUUGUUAGAUAUAAGAGAGAAGUAUUUCACUACCUUUGCCACUUGGUAAUGUCACAAUGGUUUGAACUUUGGACAUUGUAACUAUUAUGAGUCCUUAUUUAACGAACUCCUUGUGGAUGGGCCCUUUGUGAAUUCUUAUAUCGUCAACAUAAGAUUUCAGUAAUUCUUAUCCUCA